AUGUCCUCCAGCUCGGCUGCGAGCGACAAGCCGGCGUGGUACAUCUCGCCCAGCCACAUCACCGACCGCUCGGCGAACCCCAUCGGCCGUGGCAUCUUCGGCGAGGUCUAUGUUGGCAAUUACAACGACAUCAAGGUCGUCAUCCGGGAGAUUCCGAGGGUCUAUCAGCAGAGAGAGCCUGUCGCGUUUCGUCACCUUACCAAAAGAUGGCAUGACUUGAGCCAUCCUCAUGUUCUCUCGCUCCUUGCGGCAUGCGACCAAGACGCCGACGGGAGGUCCGUCCAGCCUUUCAUUGUCUCAUCGUUCAUGCCCAAUGGCACCCUCCGCGACUAUGUCUCCGAUCCGAACACCGUCCGGCCCCUCACCGAGAAACUCAAGCUGCUCACGCAAGUGGCUUCGGGCAUGUCCUACCUGCACGACCACAGCAUUCUCCACGGCAACCUCAAGGCACAGAACAUUCUACUCGACGGUGAUUUUCAAUCGGUUGUUUCCGAUUUUGGCUUUAUCUAUGCUCACCAAACCCCUCCUUCGCCUCCAAGCGCACUCGCAGGCUCCUCGUUGGACUACAUAGCUCCCGAGAUGCUUGAUGAUGAGGAACCGUCCGGCCACACCAAAAAGACGGACGUCUUUGCCUUUGCCAUCACCAUGUAUGAGACCCUGAACGACGGCAAGGAUACUUGGGUCACUGCCGACGGCGAGCCCAUGCGCCCCCGGGUGAUUGAGAUGCAGAUUUGUAGGGGAAACCGUCCAGCGAAGAUCAACGAUCUCCCGAACGACGUUUGGGGCCUUAUCGAACACUGUUGGCACCAGGAUCCCCGAGCAAGACCAACCUUUGCUGAGGCUCUGGCUCGGCUG
Polychytrium aggregatum is the source of this 855-nucleotide messenger RNA. RefSeq names its product kinase-like domain-containing protein. Gene Ontology annotation, molecular function: protein kinase activity; ATP binding. NCBI's taxonomy places the organism in Eukaryota, Fungi, Chytridiomycota, Chytridiomycetes, Polychytriales. The record is from RefSeq and is a predicted model, not a curated record. Gene Ontology annotation, biological process: protein phosphorylation. The annotation marks the transcript as partial. The transcript has a single exon.